Molecule: messenger RNA, 2013 nt
Organism: Malania oleifera
Lineage: Eukaryota; Viridiplantae; Streptophyta; Magnoliopsida; Santalales; Ximeniaceae
Exons: 5
Coding region: 483-1601 (372 amino acids)
Source: RefSeq, a predicted model, not a curated record
CAAAAAAAAAUAGAGGAUGGCGUAGAAAUGACCCGACGAAUCCCGUGAAAGCUCUCCCUCCCUCCCUUCCCUCUCUCUCUCUCUCUCGACCACUCCCGCCCGCUUUCUCCUCUCUAUCCCUCGAUUUUGUCGUUUCAAGCUGCUGAACCUUAAACUCUCUCUCGUUCUAUCUCUGAAAAUCUACGCAUCGUCGAUGAAUUUCCCGGCGCUGCCUAUCGGUCUCUGAAUCUGAACCUUCCUUAUAUUGGAUCUAAAUUUGCAAAGAUUUGCUCCGUUUGUGAGGAACAACCAUGAUUGUGGAUGUCUGUGUAAUGGUGCUGCCUCUUCUCUUUGGCCAUGUGAGGGCAUGCUUGUGCUAUAGCUGGUCAGGUACAGAGUGAAACCCAGAAUUACGACUAUCCGAUCAACUUGGCCAACUUGGUGCGACUUCAACCAUCUGUUAUCUGAGCGGAGUUGACUUGGUCUCAAAAUCAAAGAAAUUAAUGAAAUGUGAAGGCAAAACAGUUUUGACCCUGGACCCCUAUAGGUUUACUUUGGAAAUGGCAAAAGGUUGCAGGGGACGACGCAGGAUUGCUUCCAGACAGCACAGGCCAACCCCCUAUCCCUUGUCAUCUUGUGCUCAAGAUGUUUUGGAUGGUAUUAUUCCAAUGAAACGCUCCAGAGCAUUGGAGAAAGAAGAUUGGGAAGAUGCAUUAUGUUCGGUUUGCAUGGAGUACCCUCAUAAUGCUGUUCUACUCCUUUGUUCAUCUCAUGACAAAGGUUGCCGCCCCUAUAUGUGUGGCACUAGUUGCCGUUAUUCCAACUGCCUCGAUCAGUACAAAAAGGCCUACACUAAAGUGACCGCAGACCAUCAUGGUCACCCCUUGUACAGCUUAUCUGAUCACACAGUUUCCAGUUGGCCAAUUGAGACGGGUGAAGUAACAGAACUUGCGUGCCCCCUUUGCAGGGGUCAGGUGAAGGGAUGGACGGUGGUGGAGCCUGCACGGGAGUAUCUAAAUGCCAAGAGGAGAAGCUGUAUGCAGGAUGACUGCUCCUUUGUUGGAACAUACAAGGAGCUAAGGAAGCACGUAAAGGCAGAGCACCCAUCUGCUCGGCCUCACAAAAUUGAUCCCAUAGUUGAGCAGAAAUGGAGAAAUCUUGAGCAUGAGCGAGAGCGGGAUGAUGUAAUCAGCAUGAUAACAUCAUCAAUGCCUGGUGCUAUGGUUUUUGGAGAUUAUGUUAUAGAUGGUAUUCAUUAUGGUUUUGAUACCGACGAAGAAGAGGGCUUUGAUGCAGAUGCUGCAGACAGGAAUGGGGGUUUGGAGAUUGGAUUUGACAGCAACUGGGUCAAUGUUUUCCUCCUAUUGCAUGCAUUUGGGCCAGUAGGGAAUGUUGGCCUUAAUAGGUGGCAGGGUGCUGUUAGAAUUCGUCACACCUCUCCUGUUGGUGGCAUUGAUUCUUCUAGUCAAGACAAUGACAAUGGCAGUGAUGAAUAUAUAUUUGGGGACAAUGAUGGUGUGGCAUCACCAUUGGCUCAUGAUGCUCAUAAUCAUCGGCGGCGACUGCGAUUGGAUCAAGUGCCAAGGAGAAACAGGCUUAGAGACCCCAAUAGGGGCCAAUGAUAGAUUGGAAUAGUAUGGUUUGGGGAUGGGGUUGAGGGAAGUGGAGUGGAAAGAAAUUCUUAGGUCUUUAGAUUUUAGGUUAUAGAGCAAUGGACAUUUUAAUUUUUUUUAAUUUUUUAUAUUUAUUUUCUUUUGAAACAAAUUUUUUCCCCCUUAGGCCUUGGUGAAUGGGGAUUUGGGGGGUGGGAUGGUGUUUGGUUUGCUGAAUGAUUAGUCUUCUUCAAUGUGCUUGAAGUCGCUACACACUUCUUUUCGACAGUGUGAUGGAAUAUAACUGGAAAAGAGGUGGUGGUACUACCCAUCAUCCCAUUCGCAUUCUGCUAUUCGCCCAGGGUAAAGUAAUGUGUUUAAUAUGAUUAAGGAUUUGGUAUAAUUGACUGUAAUAAUAUAGUGGUUUUAAUUUUUUGAUUUU